This is a messenger RNA of Medicago truncatula (barrel medic), 2839 nucleotides long. RefSeq names its product protein FAR1-RELATED SEQUENCE 5. The transcript has 4 exons. Bases 408 to 2096 code for a protein of 562 amino acids. The record is from RefSeq and is a predicted model, not a curated record. NCBI's taxonomy places the organism in Eukaryota, Viridiplantae, Streptophyta, Magnoliopsida, Fabales, Fabaceae.
UUAUAAUUAAAAAAAGAAAAAUUAAAAUAGUUUUAUAAUCUUUAUUGAAAUUUCCACUACACCUCCCUCUUUUACUACUGAUCCAAGACCUCACUUCUUUCCUUCCUUCAUUAUUUUCUUCGUUAUUUUCUCCAAGACCUCACUUCAUUCAUUCAUUCCUGUUAUUUUCUCCAAGACCUCACUUCAUUCAUUCAUUCCAAGAGCCUCAGACGACCACCGCACAUCAUCUUCUUCGGCGUUUUUUUUAACCGGGCCACCUCACUUCAUCUUCUCCAGCGACAAGGUUCCGAGUUUCAACAACCACUCCGGCAAUCUAAAUUUUGUUGGUGAAUCAAGCAAAACCCUAUAGAUCUGUCACCAAUCUUCUAUCUUACACCAAACAAGUCUGCAGAAUGGAUAUAUAAAAUAUGGAGAAUUUUCAAGCAGAGCCAAGUAAUGAAUUAGUGUCGGACGCUCCGGAGGGGUUUGACAACGGUAGUGGCUCUGGCUCGGACAUAGGAAACAUUUCAAGUGGCGACGAAGAUGUAGGGGAAUCCAACAACGAAGGAUUUCCGUGCAACCAUGAUGUUGCAACAGCUGUUGACUGUAUGGUUGACGUACGCAAGAUUAACUUGAAGGAAAUGAGUUGCGAAGAAAUAAUGAGGUACCAUUUUCUGGACCGGGAAGUAGCAUUUAUGUUUUAUAAUUGGUAUGCCUGUUUACAUGGUUUUGCUGGUAGAAGAAGUCGAAAUGUUAGGAAUGUCAAUGGCCAAAUAGUUCAACAAACCUUUCUUUGCCAUAGAGAAGGAAUUAGGGAUGAUAGGUAUAACAAAACUGUUAUUAGAAAAGGAGAGCAUAAACCUACUAGUAGGUGUGGGUGUCAGGCCAAAUUCCAAGUCCAUAUUGACUUUAAAAGUGAUCGUUGGUACAUUAAAUACUUUGAUGAUGUUCAUAAUCAUUCCUUCUUGGAUAGUAAGUAUGAAGGAAUGUUACCAGUCCAUAGAACGAUGACCAAUCAUGACAAGUUCCAAAUGAAAACCAUGAGAAAAUCUGGCAUUCCCACGUCACGCAUCUAUGGUUAUUUUGCCACACAGGCUGGUGGGUAUGAAAAAUUAGACUUUACAAAAAGAGACAUGUACAAUGAACAACUUAAAGAGAGGGGUAGUAAGAGUUCCGAUGCAGACGCUGCACUUGAAUUCCUUAAAGGAAUGUGUACCCGGGAUGAUAUGAUGUUUUGGAAGCAUACUUUGAAUGUGGAUGGGUCGCUUAAGCAUCUAUUUUGGUGUGAUGGAGAAAGCCGGAUGGAUUAUUCAUUAUUUGGUGACGUGUUGGCAUUUGAUGCUACAUAUCGGAAAAUAAAAUACAAUACACCCCUUGUUAUAUUUUCUGGUGUAAAUCAUCACAACAAGAGCGUCAUAUUUGGUAGUGCAAUUGUUGGGGAGGAGACGGAAGAUAGCUAUGUUUGGCUCUUGGAAAACUUUCUUGAGGCAAUGGAUGGUAAAUGUCUUGUGUCCGUGAUAACUGAUGGUGAUUUAUCUAUGAGAAACGCAAUUGGGAGGGUGUUUCCUGAUGCUCAUCAUCGGUUGUGUGCGUGGCAUCUUAUUCGGAACGCAACCAGCAACGUUAAAAAUCUGCAGUUUGUGGUGAAGUUUAAGCGUUGUAUGUUGGAUGAUAUUGAUGUUGAUGAGUUUGAUCGUAGAUGGGAGGAGCUUCUGCAUGAGUUUGGUUUGUAUGGAAAUAGGUGGAUGUUGGAAAUGUAUGAAAAGCGAGAUAAGUGGGCUACUGCACAUAUUCGGGGAAAGUUUUAUGCCGGUUUUUGGACGACUUCAAGAUGUGAAGGAUUGCACUCGGAAUUUGGGAAAUAUGUGAAUGUACUAUCAAAUUUUGUUGAUUUUUUGAACCAAUUUUUUCGUUGGCUUAAUCACUUGAGGUACAAAGAAAUGCAGAUGGAUUACGUAACUUCGUUUGGUGACACCGUUCUUCAAACCCCACACAAAUGUCUAGAGAGGUCAGUUGCCAAUUUGUACACUAGGUCAGUUUUUCAUAUGUUUAGGCCGAUGUUGGAAAGGGCUGUCGUUGCAAGGUUGAGCCAGGGGGUAAUAGUGGUUCAAUCUUAACCUAUAUGGUAUCUAAAUAUCCUAGACAAGAUGUUCACUGGACUGUUACUUUUUGUCAAGAAAGCUUAAGAUUUGGUUGCUCUUGUAUGAGGCUUGAGUCAUUGGGUAUUCCUUGUGAGCAUAUUGUAUCUGUUUUAAUUCAUCUUAACAUCAUUGUCAUGCCCAGUUCUAUUAUUCUGCCGAGAUGGACGAAAGGUGUGAAAGAUGCUGUUAACGCUGCAAAUGCAAAUAGUUCCAGCCAACAUGAUCCCGCCUUUGUUACUUCGUACGCAACCUUGGUGGAACGAUGUAAAAGGUUGUUGAAUGCUGCAUUUCAAUGUGGUAAUAAUCCAGAAGAGAUUCGCAAUACUAUUAUUUGGUAGAGAAUCAAACUGAAAGACUGGAAUUGGUUGGUAGUACCAAUGGUGAUGAACCUUCCUUCAUGGAUACACAAACUGGAGGUAGCAUUGGGAACCCCCCCCCCCCCCCCCUCCGGGUUAGGAGAAAAGGUGGAGUACCUACAUCUUCAUCCCAGACUGCCACUUUUAAGCCUAAGAGAAAGACACAUAAGUGUGGUGUAUGCGGAGCUGAGGGACAUAACAAAAAAUCAUGUCAAUUUCGUGAAGAAGCAUGCUUGAAUUCCCAGCUUGAAGAGAUGGAAAUGAUAGACCAUGUUGAUGAAGACUAUGCCAAUGACAUUGAAGACUGUAACAUUGAUGUGGAUGUUUUUUAGAAUGCAGCAGUGACUAUAUUGGAUGCAUGUA